This is a messenger RNA of Trichoderma virens Gv29-8, 519 nucleotides long. RefSeq lists its product as uncharacterized. The record is from RefSeq and is a predicted model, not a curated record. Lineage: Eukaryota; Fungi; Ascomycota; Sordariomycetes; Hypocreales; Hypocreaceae. Bases 83 to 313 code for a protein of 76 amino acids. The transcript is spliced from 3 exons.
AUCUUGCACUAUUAUACAAUAAAUACUCACCUUCACUUAUUCUAAACGGUUCACGCCUUUCUUUUAUACCACAAUCUACAAAAUGUCUUCUCCUCAGCCCCAGAUGGUCGCCCAGCAGAUGACUGCCGAGGCCCCUGCCCGAAUCAGCUCCGAGCAGCCGCGUCCCGUCCAGCCCAUGGCCAUGGAGACCACCGCUAACAUGCGUGGUGGCGAGGGCGAGAAGGGUGCCAUCUGCUGCGGUAUCUGCGCCGGUCUUGCCUGCUUCGAGUGCUGCGAGUGCACUGAGGACUGCUGCGAAUGCCUCUGCUGCUAAACGUUGUGCGAGGAUCAUAUAUGAAUAUUGAACAUGGAAAUACAUGGAUGGAGGGAACGGGAGGGUUCCAGGAGCUUGUUUCUUUGGCCGACAUCGCAAAACGGCGUGUUGGCCACUUAAUGAUAUGAUAUCCCAGACUAUUCAGUCUCGACGAAUAGAGCAAUACCCACAACUUUUACAUAUCAAGAGAUUACACAUUCGCGUGC